AGUCGCAUGGUAAAUGGACCUGCCAAAUCUCAGCCCAUCCCAUUGUCGAAGAAUGUCUGCAAUGUGCAACAACACAUUACUCACGAAGAACACAAAAGGACAAAGAUCAAAGUGGGUCACGUGUGAAUACUUUUAUGAUGAUCCCGUAGACAGACUUUGACAUCCACAGGUGUUCUCACCCUGUUCGACGGGUAGGGGUAGACAUAUUUAUCUGGCUUCGCGUCGGUUAACGACAUUUACAUGCACAUGACACCACGUCUUUUCUAAAGGACCAUUGAGCUGACCUCCGCAUUUUGAACCUACUUGGUGAGACUCAGUGACGAUCCAGUGACAUCAAGAUGCCAGGUGCAAGAGUCUUUAUCGUGGCCUUCGCUGUGGGCUUUGCAGUUGCUGCCUGGUUGCUUGGAAACGUCAACUUACCUGAGAACUUGCCAUUGAUGUCGUUUGUUAUGAAAGAUGACGUAGCGGAUUUUUGCAGUCAGAGCCACAACGAUAGCGCUCCUGUGGCGGAAUGCAUCGAACGACAUUCCAACCUGCAAAGCGACUGUGACCACUUCUUCGUGGGCGAUGCCUGGCCAUCUAGCGGUUAUAUGAAGAACGACAAGGACGCCACCUUGCGGAUCUGCCAUACCCACGCUGGUGACAGCAAGCUUCUUUUCGCCACUGCCUACAAUGCUCACUACCGCAUCCCUGAGUACACGGCGUCCGCCAUCACACGGGACCCGGACUUACCGGAACAGGACAGGCCGUCAUCAAGCCUGUGGGACAGGGUCCAGCUGGGACUGUGCGGAAAGAAAGUCCAUGACACCAUCUAUGUCCGCUGUGAUGAAGUUGAGACCGACAGUUGGGGUGUGACCCGGAUGUCAGACAUCUGGAAGGUGUCCGGAACUCGCUGUCGUCUCAGCCCCAGCUUUGACGACCUGAAGGAGAGUCACUGUGGCGACUGCCAGGGGCUGGACAGCGACUACUCCGGCUGCGGAACCACCUUCAACCGGGGCCACAUCAACCCGAACUCCAUCAACAACAAAGAUGCAGACGUGCAGGACGGAACCUUCAGUAUGAUCAACGCAGCUCCGCAGGACGACGACUUUAACCAGUGCGUGUGGCAGCCGUACGAAUGCGCAGUUAGCAGGAAAGCAGAAGAAGUCUACACGAACGCUGUCGGAGCCGAAUCCAACAGCAAAACCCUCUACGUCAUCACGGGCACAAAGCUGGGCCGACAAACCACGUGGAUGAAAGGACGAGUGGCCAUUCCUGGGUACUACUGGAAGGCGCUGUGCUACCCUGGGGACAAGAGACGCGGGCUUCGUGCCUUCGGAGUCGGGUUCUACGGGCGGAACAUCGACUGUUCUAAAGUAACGUCACUUCCGCUGGACAAGUUCGAGGCCUGGCUAUACAAUGGAACGGAUGCACAUCUCUUCCCCAGGUCAGUGUGUGCCGGACCGGUAGAUAACUGGGACGGUCUGGAUGACUACGUGGCUGAGAUAGCUCACGACUGUAGGAAUGAGCACAUGCAGGAAACUUGUGAGAGCAAGAAGCGUAUAAAACGCUGCGGUACCAGUGGCUGAACUAGGAACCUGACUAACGCACUCGAUAGCAGGUCAACGAUCUUGUCCAGUUUCAAGUAAACGAAACAUAUUUACCAGUUCUGUUUUAGAAAUCAUUGUAACAAAUGUUUCUGUAUAUUAUAAUAUACUGAAUGUUUUCUUUUUAAUAUCAAGGAUUUCGUGAACGUUUUAGGAUAUCUUUGGGUUUGGAUUUGAGAGAUCAGCUUUUGUUACGUUGUAUUGCAUUAUAUUGUUUUGUAUAUUGCGUUUUUCAUGUCUUUCACGUUGAAUAUUCUCAAGUGAAUGCAUUGUAGCUGGAGUCAAAAUACACUAACCAUAACAAGAAUUAAUGAAGAAACAUUAUAAUUUUUGUUCUUAUGCCUAUGAUAUCAUAACUUUACCGUGUGUUUUUUCCACCAUACAUUAAUCGAAUUUCAAUAAUAUUGAAAAAAAUUAUAAGGAUAUUUGCAAAUCGUAGUUAUGUACACCUGCAAUUUUGGAUGUGUUUUCUUUGUGUGUUUUUGUCUAUUUAUCAUUAAAUUUGAGUAGUUCUGAUGAUAUGUUAUGAUGUGAUUUGUUUGAUGACACUUCUGUCGAGGAAUGUUUAGUGGUGAGUGUUGACAUUUAGGUUUAGGCUGCAAGAAUGCUGGUCUGACAUAGCAGUAGUUGUAAUGCUUUUAUUGAGAACACAACUUCAUAUGUCGCAGCAUAAAGGCUGAAUUGAUGUGGCGAUAUUACGAUGAUUGGCAAGUUUUGAUGGUAUUUACACAUUUGAGCAAACCAAUUCUUCAUCAACAUUAUUUUCAUUUUGAACAAUGAAUGAUGACAAAUAUUCUAUCUCGAUAAAGGAAAAAAUGAAACAUUCUAUGCAUAUCAAAAUCACAGUCUUAAUUGUAGAAUGUAUACAGCAUGGCGUAACAUACCCUGGUUUACAGAUCUAGACUAGAACCCCAAUUAAAACUGAUACUUAGCCUUGGUGCCGAUGUUUAUCACGACUGGUCUGCCAUCAUUCAUAUAUGCUAUCGUAGAUAACUUUUAGUGUCAUGGAAAUAUGUCUGGACCAUGCCAUAGUUGUCCUAUAACCGUUACUGUUUUAAUCAGUUAAUCAAGGACAAACUUUGACCUACGAAAUUCUACAAUAUCAACAGGACAACAGGAGAAUAGGACUUA
Messenger RNA from Branchiostoma floridae (Florida lancelet), 2717 nucleotides. Its product is annotated as endonuclease G, mitochondrial-like. Bases 339 to 1568 code for a protein of 409 amino acids. The record is from RefSeq and is a predicted model, not a curated record. The transcript has 7 exons. Lineage: Eukaryota; Metazoa; Chordata; Leptocardii; Amphioxiformes; Branchiostomatidae. Gene Ontology annotation, molecular function: hydrolase activity; nucleic acid binding; metal ion binding.